AUGGAGGAGCCUGAACAGGGUAUCAGGGAGACGCUGGCAGUAAGAAUUCAGGAUUCCAGAGAAAAUGACUUCAUUGAAAUUGAACUGCACAGACAAGAGUUAAGUUAUCAGAACCUACUCCAGGUGAGCUGCUCUGAACUGGGGAUUCUCCCAGAACAAGUGGAGAAGAUGAGGAAGCUGCCAAACACACUGCUCCGGAAGGACAAAGACAUUCAAAGACUCCAGGACUUUCAGGAGAUAGAACUCUUGGUGAAGAGUGGAAACCCUGACUGGACUCAGCACACAGCAUUACCUCGGACAGAGACACCAUGCUACAAUAGUAAUGCUGCCAAAAUGACUUACUAG
Messenger RNA from Mus pahari (shrew mouse), 345 nucleotides. RefSeq names its product ANKRD40 C-terminal like (gene Ankrd40cl). The coding region runs from base 1 to 345 and encodes 114 amino acids. Lineage: Eukaryota; Metazoa; Chordata; Mammalia; Rodentia; Muridae. The transcript is spliced from 3 exons. The record is from RefSeq and is a predicted model, not a curated record.